This is a messenger RNA of Vicia faba (fava bean), 573 nucleotides long. NCBI's taxonomy places the organism in Eukaryota, Viridiplantae, Streptophyta, Magnoliopsida, Fabales, Fabaceae. The record is from the annotation of a GenBank genome assembly.
AUGGCAAACGAGGUUGUUGUUUUGGAUAAAUGGGCUAGCAUGUAUGGGAUGAGAGUUAGGAUUGCAUUAGCUGAAAAAGGUAUUAGCUAUGAAUCCAAAGAAGAAGAUUUUAAUAAUAAGAGUGAUUUGCUUCUUCAAUCUAACCCUAUUCACAAGAAGAUUCCAGUUCUUAUCCAUAAUGGUAAAUCCAUUUCUGAAUCUGGAAUUAUUGUCCAGUACAUUGAUGAGGUUUGGAAUCACAAAAAUCCAUUAUUUUCCUCUGACCCUUAUGAGAGAGCUCAAGCCAGAUUUUGGGUUGAUUAUAUUGACAAAAAGGUUUUUGCUACUUGGAUGAAAGUGUGGCUUUCAAAAGGUGAAGAAUAUGAGGAAGCUAAGAAGGAGUUGAUCUCUAUCUUUAAGACACUAGAGGAGACAUUAGGUGACAAGAGUUUUUAUGGUGUGGAGACUCCUAAACUUGUGGCUUGGGGAAAGAGAUGCAUUGAGAAAGAAAGUGUUUCAAAAUCACUUCCUGAUGAGAACAAGAUAUAUGAAUAUGUUGUGGCUGGCAAGAAAGCACUUGGGUAUGAUGAUUAG